AUACCAGUGAGUGUUGCGACGAGGUGGUACUGAAUUAUUCAAUUAAUUCAAUUAACAGGAAAAUGGGGUUAAGUGUUUUUGCUUUGGUUUUGUUCGCGAUUUCCGCCGUGUCUGGUGAAAAACAUGUUGUAUGCUACUACGGUUCCUGGGCAACCUACAGAUUAGGUCUGGGUCAGUUUAACGUCGAACAUAUAAAUACCGAUCUUUGCACCCACCUCGUGUACACCUUCGUCGGGAUUAACAAUCAGGGAACUGUUGUUUCCCUUGAUUCCUGGUUGGAUUUACCUGAAAAUUGGGGAAGAGAUAAUUUCGGUAAAUUCAAUGCACUAAAGAAGAUAAAUCCUAAUUUAAAAACCAUUUUGGCCGUUGGAGGAUGGAACGAAGGUUCAGCGAAGUAUUCUAUUAUGGCAGCAAAUCCAGCUCUUCGUAAGAACUUUGUCACGAGCGCUCUGCAAAUGGUCCUCAAACAUGGAUUUGACGGAUUCGAUGUCGACUGGGAAUAUCCCAACCGUAGAGAUACUGUCAAUGGAGAGGCUGAUAUAGACAAUUUCACUAUGCUACUAAAGGAACUAAGAGAAGCAUUUAAUCCACAUGGACUCCUGAUCACCGCAGCAUUAUCAGCUGAUAAAACUUCGGCUUCUUUAUCUUAUGAUAUUCCUGCUAUUUCUAAAUAUCUAGAUCUAAUUCACCUAAUGACAUACGACAUGUACGGAUCGUGGAACACUGAGACUGGUCAUAAUGCGGCUCUUCACAAGGGAGAGAGCUUCGAAAAUGUACCUAAAAAUAAUGUGCUUACAGUUGAUGUUGCUGUGGAAUAUUGGCUUUCCCAAGGAGCUCCACCAGAAAAGUUGGUCUUGGGAGUACCAGCGUACGGUAGGACGUUUGAUUUGGUCAAUGCCAAUGUGAAUGGAGUUAGAGCACCAAGUUCAGGAGCUGGUAUUAGUGGACCCUACACUCAGCAGAGAGGACACAUUGGCUACAAUGAGUUCUGCCACUUUCUCCGCACUCAAUCCUGGGAAGUUCGUUACGACGAAGAAGCCAAAGUACCAUACGCCGUUCAAGGUCACAACUGGGUGUCUUUUGACAACCCCAGUUCCAUAACCAAGAAGGUGGAAUAUGCCCUGUCACUGAACUUAGGUGGAAUUAUGUUGUGGAGUAUUGAAACUGAUGAUUUUCAUGGUCAGUGUGGUGAAGACUUCCCUAUGCUAAGAACUAUUAAUAGGGUCUUAAGAAACAAAAAUGUUUCUGAAAGUACAUCUACACCUGUUCCUAGUAAUGUUACUACUGAAGCUACUACUUCCGCAUCCAGCUCUACUGAAUCAGCUGCACCUACAACUACGACAGAACCACCCGUCACUGAAAUUCCAGAAGAUUCAAUCUGCAAGUCGGAAGGUUUCACUUCGAGCCCAGUAGACUGUUCAAUCUUUUACUUAUGCGUAACGGGAGUUAACGGGGAACUAAUUCCAACGUUAUUCAAGUGCCCUGAUGGUCUACAUUGGGAUAAUACACACAAGUAUUGCAAUUUUCCGGAUUUGGUAGAUUGUUGAAGACGUCGCCUGGUUACUACAAACUUUUUAACAAAAUCGAGCAUUUAAAAAAAUUGUAUUUUGAAAAUUUGGCAUUUAGCUGUAAAUUAUACCCAUUGUUGUUG
Molecule: messenger RNA, 1651 nt
Organism: Hyposmocoma kahamanoa
Lineage: Eukaryota; Metazoa; Arthropoda; Insecta; Lepidoptera; Cosmopterigidae
Product: chitinase-3-like protein 1
Exons: 8
Coding region: 63-1547 (494 amino acids)
Biological process (GO): chitin catabolic process; carbohydrate metabolic process
Cellular component (GO): extracellular region
Molecular function (GO): chitin binding; chitinase activity
Source: RefSeq, a predicted model, not a curated record